AUGGGUGCAAUACCUGUUGCGUUUGUUGUGUGCGUUGAUGAGGUGGAGUUUGUCCUUAAUGCCGACUCAUUACGGAUGAUGAUGUUCCAAGUCUUGUCCCACGCUUUCUCCGUCACUGGCCCCAUGGACCAGCCCUACCAUGUUUCCAAGGAGGGCUCCGGUCUCUCCGACAAGGCCACCUCAGGCAUCGUGAAUGCUGACGACCUCAGCCACGAGGGCAGGUUCUCCUCCUAA
This is a messenger RNA of Guillardia theta CCMP2712, 234 nucleotides long. RefSeq lists its product as hypothetical. The transcript has 3 exons. The record is from RefSeq and is a predicted model, not a curated record. Lineage: Eukaryota; Cryptophyceae; Pyrenomonadales; Geminigeraceae. Bases 1 to 234 code for a protein of 77 amino acids.